Messenger RNA from Anoplopoma fimbria (sablefish), 3821 nucleotides. It is a transcript of the gene mamdc4, whose product is annotated as MAM domain containing 4. Gene Ontology annotation, molecular function: protein binding. Lineage: Eukaryota; Metazoa; Chordata; Actinopteri; Perciformes; Anoplopomatidae. Gene Ontology annotation, cellular component: membrane. The record is from RefSeq and is a predicted model, not a curated record.
CAGACCGAUCAGGCGGGAGAGAGGGAAAAUAGAAGAUGCUGCUCUGGAGAAGCUCAGCCCUCACUCUGCUGUUGACUCUGCAGUUUGCGGCUGGCUCUUGGGCUCAUACAUGCCAGGCUCCUGAGAGGAAAUGUGACUUUGUGUGCGACUGUGCUGACUGCGGCGAUGAGCAGGACUGUGGCUACAGCGGGAGAGGGUUUGCAUGUGACUUUGAUGAAGCGGGAACGUGUGGAUGGUCUGACCAAUCCUUGAAUGCAGCAGUGUACGGCUGGGAGAGACGACAGAGAGGAGGGGACACGCUGCCCAACAGCGGGCCGUCCUCCGACUACUCCACCGGGACAGCUACAGGGUGGUUUAUGGGAGUGAGCGCAGUGACGUCAGAGUCUCCCAGCUCUGCGGUUUUAGAAUCCCCAGAGAUGAAACAGUCUUCCCAAACCUGUCGCCUUCGUCUCAGAUACUUCCUGUGGGACUCAGGUCACUCCAGUCUGGGCUCCACGCCAUUAUGGGCGUCCAUCCUUCGCCAGGACCUGCGUGAGACCGUCGUGUGGCGUCCGGAGGCCACCAGCGUCCGCGGCUGGAGGGAGGCCACCGUCUUCCUGGGCCGCAUUCCCACCGGCUUCCGCAUCCGUUUGCAAUCGCGGCGCUCCACUGGGCAAAGAGGAGAUGUGGCGGUGGACCAGCUAGAGUUUCUGGACUGUGCUCUGCCCUUGCCUCUCCCUGGGGAAGGCUGUCCCCUAGAGAUGAAGCCAUGUAAGCGGGGGGGCUGCGUGGAGCGCAGACAGCUCUGUGACGGCAGCGACGACUGUGGGGACAGGACUGAUGAGGAGAACUGUGGGUACCGGCUAUGUGACUUCGAGGAGGGCCUUUGUGAUUGGGACCUGAGGUCACUGUCCAAACUGACAUGGGUCAGGACCAAUCAGGAGAGCAUCUCCUACACGGAUCCUCUGAAGGGACCAGGCAGGGAUCACUCCAGCAACAGUGCAGCAGGUCACUUCCUUUAUGUCACUGUCCCUGAGGAUGGUCUCACAGAUGACUGGGCUGCAUUCCAGAGUCCCCGCCUCGAGCCCACCAACGUUACAUAUCCUUGCAAGAUGGUGAUGUACACUCACCAGUUUGGGCCGAGGUCCGGCGGUCUGACGGUGCUGGUGGCAGAUACUGAGAUCUACCCGGUGUGGGAGAGGGGUGGUGCUCUAGGCGACGUCUGGGUGAAGGCAGAGGUGGAGAUUGUCACAGACUCCAUUUUCCAAAUUGUGAUAAUGGCAGCAGUCAGGGACUUUGCGUAUGGAGGUAUCGCUGUCGACAGCAUUGUGUUGUCUCCUGAAUGCCGCGUGUCGUCUGCCAAUGAUACCUGGGCAGGUUUCCCUAAACCUCCUAAAAACCCGUGUACUGAACCAGACAAGAUGUGUGAUUUCCAUCGAGACUGUGCCGGAGCCGCGGAUGAAGACAAAUGUGGGGAUUUCUCUUACACUGAGGGCAGCUCCGGCUGGACUGACGCCAGCAUUGGGAGUCAAGGUUGGAUGCUACAUGAAAAUGUCACAUCCAAAGAUGAGUACCUGUACGUAUCCGAGGCCCCUGGCCAGCAGCUGACCGAGGCCCAGACUCGGACCCCUCUCCUGGGCCCCUCCGGCCCUGCCUGCACCCUGAGCUUUGAUUUUGCUCUAUCAGGGGAUCUAGAUCACAUUGGUGAGCUGUCCGUCAGGGUGAUUGACAGCUUGCUGGGCGUGCGGCCCAAGCUGUGGGAGUUCAGUGGGAGAACUGGAACAGGGGGGGCGUGGCAACACGUCGACCUGCCUAUUGGUUUCAGAAAAGAUCGCUUCCAGCUGGCCCUCGAAGCUCGUGCUGUGAAACUUCCUCCAAGCGCAGAAAUUAAAGUGAAAAACGUUAGCUUUGUCAGCUGUCAUGCUGAUUAUUUCCCAUCCUCUCCAACAGGGCUGACGUGUAACUUUGAGGACGGACUGUGUGGAUGGUAUCAGGACAACAGUGACAACUUUGACUGGGCGGUGCUGGAUGGGACGGACCACACCAUCGGGAUCGGCAGAAGUCUCAUGGUGGACAUGUGGAGUCCUUCUCUGCGCGGUGCGUUCGGACGCUUAGUUUCAUUCACACAGUCACCAGGUCCUUCAGAUCACUGCCUUUCCUUCUUCUACAAACUCUACGGGCCAAACACAGGUGCUCUGAAUGUGAAGCUGUUGGAUAAAAACGGUUACGAGAAAGUCCUCUGGACCCGUAGUGCAGCUCAUGGCAACGUGUGGCACGAGGCGCACUGCCCGGUACCACACCAGUUAAUAAACUUCAAGCUGAUGUUUGAAGCAGUCCGCUCUGGUUUUGACGGGCGCGUUGCCAUUGACGAUGUGGCGUUUGUGGAUGGUCCGUGCACCAUGCCGAGGAUGUGUUCCUUUGAAGGCCAGCGCUGUGGAUACAGCAGCUCUGGUAAAGUUAAUUGGCUCCACCGCAGCGGAUACACCGUCACGGUGACCGGACCCAGGACUGACCACACUCUGGAGACUGAACUGGGUUUCUACAUGAUGGCUAACACCGGGGUGGACUUCCUUCCGUCUGGUGGUACGUCAGUCCUUACCUCCCCUGUUCGCCAAGGAACCGCCAAGACUGAGUGCGUUCAUUUCUGGUAUCACAUGGGCGGAGUGAAUCCUGGUUCUCUGACAUUGUAUAUGAAGCCGGUGCAGGGAGAAAGGGUGAAGAUCUUCUCUGACAGUCUCAACCAGGGAGAUGUCUGGCGCCAUGGCAACGGAAACAUCUCGAGUACCCUUGUGGACUGGCAGCUGGAAUUUGAGGUGGUUGGAGCCGGAGGCAAAGACACUCACAUUGCAGUCGAUGACAUCUUCAUUUCAGCUCACCCAUGUGAAGACCAAGGUUCUAAGUGCAGUCUAGAGAGAGGGAUGUGUAGCUGGAGCAACACUCAAAGCGUUACAGUGGACAAACUGGACUGGGCGCUGACGAGUCAGGAGGCAGACAGCCAUUACCCCAACCUGCCUGAGGACCACAGUCUGGGCACAGAGAAAGGUCACUUCCUGUUCUUUCCGAGCAGCAACCGGACGGCAGCCAAAGAAAACGCUAUGUUGCUGAGCCCCCACCUGUCCCCGACCAAGGGUACCUGCCUGAAAUUCUGGGUCUACAAACCAUACUCAUCGGACAACAAGCUGAUGGUUUGGAGGCUGUCUGAAGGUCGUCUCAAUCAGCUGCUGGUGGUGAGUGAAGUGGGAGGGCCGUGGAAACGUUUUGACGUCAACAUCAUAUCUACUGAGGAAUACCAGAUUGUGUUUGAAGGAAUCAAAGGCACAUCAGGCGUUAUAGCUCUGGAUGACAUUGAGUACUCUGUCGGAGUCAACUGCGCCAACAGAGUUACAGAUGCACUCACGACCUCCCCAAAGCGAGACAACACCGGAGGGAUCGCAGCGUCCAUCAUCGUGGUCCUGUUGCUGAUCGCCACACUGAUCGUCCUUCUGAUUUACUACCUGCGAACCAAACAGAUAGUCAAUGCCGCGCCGCCCGGUCUGUCAUCCCCACCAUCAUCAUCUUCCUCAGCUAAUGCUGGCUUCAAUAACCAAUCAUAUGAACCAGAGCUUACACAGGAUCGUGUGAUUAUUCAACGGAUGCAGAACCAUCCGAUGGCGGCUGGAUUCAAUAAUGUCACUGUCUCUGCUGAUGUCAGAGAGAUGGAGGUGGCGUGAGGCAGGAGGAGCGCUGGUCCUGCCACCAAAAGGUGGCCUUGUAAAAAUGAGGCGAUAUCACAGCAGAAGAACUGCUUGUGUCGCCCUUACAUGACACACACACACAUACACACACACACACACACACACACA